Molecule: messenger RNA, 1483 nt
Organism: Cataglyphis hispanica
Lineage: Eukaryota; Metazoa; Arthropoda; Insecta; Hymenoptera; Formicidae
Gene: ProRS-m
Product: probable proline--tRNA ligase, mitochondrial
Exons: 6
Coding region: 120-1424 (434 amino acids)
Biological process (GO): prolyl-tRNA aminoacylation
Cellular component (GO): mitochondrion; cytoplasm
Molecular function (GO): proline-tRNA ligase activity; ATP binding
Source: RefSeq, a predicted model, not a curated record
UUCGAAGUUAUAUUGGCUAUAUUCGCAAAUUCGGAAAUUACUGCCGGCAACAUUCACAUUUAUCAAUCAAUGUAUAUAUAUUUUAUAACAUCAAUAACACCAAAUAAAUAUUUUCUAGAAUGGCAGGUAAAACAAUGAUUAAUUUAUCUAGAAUGUCCAAAAUAUUUCAACCUAUGACAACUGGUUUACCUGAUAUUUGUGACAAAACAGAAAUAUCUCAAAGUCACAAGUUAAUGAUUAAUUAUGGAAUUAUUAAACCAGUUAGCAUUGGCAUGUAUGCUUUGUUGCCAUUGGGAAUGCGGGUCUUGAAUAAGUUUAUAAAUCUUGUGGAUAAAGAAAUGACAAAUAUUGGUGCAGAAAAGAUAUUGCUUCCAGCAUUAACUUCUACCUCACUAUGGAAAAAAACUAAUAGAUAUGACUCUAACAAAGCCGAAUUAUUUACAGUUAAAGAUAGACAUGAGAAAGAAUAUAUAUUAAGUCCAACAUAUGAAGAAGCUAUCUGUGACUUAAUAUCAUCAGCAGGAAAUUUUUCAACUAAAUUAUUACCCUUGAAGUUAUAUCAAAUUUCUAGUAAAUGGCGAGACGAAAUGAAACCACGGCUUGGUUUUCUACGAAGUAGAGAAUUUAUUAUGAAGGACUUGUAUACAUUUGAUACUAAUUUGGAUAAUGCACAAUAUACAUAUGAUCUAGUUUGCGAGUCUUAUAAUAAUAUUUUUAAUCAAAUUGGUAUAAAAUAUGAGAAAGUCAUAGGUGAUGUGGGAACAAUCGGGGGCUUAGUAUCACAUGAAUAUCAUUAUAUAUCUAAUAUCGGCGAAGAUAUCAUACUUCAGUGCCCCUCAUGCCAUUUUUCUAUUAAUCAAACUAUUUCUAAAAUGACAAAUUGUCCAAAAUGUGAAAACAAAUUACAGCAACAUACCACUGCUGAGAUAGGGCACACAUUUUUAUUGAAUACAAAAUAUUCACAACCAUUAAAAGCAAUGUAUAUGGAGCAAAAUGAAUUGAAACCUAUGGUAAUGGGUUGUUUUGGUCUAGGAUUAAGUCGUAUUCUUAUGUUAACUGUUGAACUGUUAUCGACAAUUAAUGAGAUAAGGUGGCCAAUAAAAUUAGCACCAUAUACAGUAUGCAUUAUACCACCAAAGGCUGGUAGUAAAGAAGAAAGUGCAUCUAACUAUGUUGAACGAUUGUUUGAAAUUCUUUGCAAACGCGAUAUCGAUGCAAUAUUGGAUGAUCGUACACAAUUUACGAUUGGUAAACGAUUCGUAUUUGCGCGUGCAUUAGGCUAUCCUUACAUAAUUAUUAUUGGCAAACUUUCAACUCGACCGAUACCUUUAUUCGAAGUAUAUGACGUAAAUAAUUCGGUUCAUAAUGAAUUAUCAUUAGAACAGAUAAGUCAUUAUUUUGAUAAUAUAAAUUUAAAAAAUUAGAUAUGUAAAGAAAAAUAUGUACAGUAUACAUUUAGAAAAUAAAAAUGAGAUUCUAAUGU